AUGGUAGAACCAAAUACCACCGAGCGAAAAUACAUUCUCGCAUCAUGGACGACCUUAACAAUCCCUCUCUCUAUAACUAUUGAGAAACCAAAGACAACCGAUGGCAAGAAAUGGCUCUCAAUAAUGAGACCCACGAGAAGACAACAGCAACCCGGAUUCUUCCAUGGGCUAUGGGGAAGAGUGAUUGAAUCCCCCGAAACCGUCUGGUUCAUUACAGGCUGGACGUCUGCCGAGUCCCUCUCGGCUUUCGAAGCCUCACCAGCAGCGGCCACCCAGUUUCAACGACUGGCCGCAAUCAGCACAUUGCCACCAAGCACCGUGCAUGUUAACUUCACCGGCUUCUGGUGGGACCGCGUCACAGCCUUCACUGGGGUGAUGGAUGCCCACUUCAGCCCCGUCCUUUCACCAGCGGUCCGUCUCGAGAUUGAAGACCUCCGAAGUCUAGUCUACUUCUUGAGCCCCGGCCCGACUGAACCCAAAGCGAUGAAUGGCAGGGGAGUUCGGGGGUUCAUCCAAGAAGAAGAAGGAGGGGAGGUAGUUAUGCGGUUCAUUGAUUUCUGGAAUGAUGAAGAAAGGGAGAAAGACUUCAAGAAGAGCGCGGGGGUGAUGUUGGAUGGGAAGUGGGAAGGUGUUUGGGAACACCUUUUAAGAGGGCUCAGAGAGAGGCGGAUGGUUAAGUUUAUAGAGAGACACUGUGCGUUUGAACAUUUUCCGACGCAUUUCUUUGGGACGGAGGAGAGCGAUUUGUCUUUAUGGGAAUAG
Molecule: messenger RNA, 762 nt
Organism: Lachnellula hyalina
Lineage: Eukaryota; Fungi; Ascomycota; Leotiomycetes; Helotiales; Lachnaceae
Exons: 2
Coding region: 1-762 (253 amino acids)
Source: RefSeq, a predicted model, not a curated record